AUGGUUUGUGUGUUGCAGCUUGUAAAGGCGCACAUAAUAAUUGUUUGUCAAGCCAACUGCACCUCGAGUCUUGGUCUUCAAUUUUCUCCAGUAGUAAAUCAAACUAUUAAGAAACAAUCAGAAAAGCUGGUGGCGGCCGGCUUCACUCUGCAUUUUCUUCUUUCCCUGCCAUCAACUUCACGACCAGGUCCUCUGCCGCCGCCUCGAGUCUAUGUUCAUUGUUCAGUCAGGAACUUCUCUAGGUCAUUCGGCCUGAAAUGCUCCUCUCAAAGCUUCAAGGUGGAGGCGGAGGCGGUCUACAAGGUGAAGCUGGUCGGGCCCGAUGGGGAGAAGAAGUUCGAGGCCGCCGGCAACUGCUACGUCCUCGACGCUAAACAAUCAUGCAAUUUGUAUAAAACUCACAAUUGCUCGAACAAGUUGGAUGGAAAAGUUAUCAGUGAUAUAAGAUUUAUAGUCGAACCUAGUUGA
This is a messenger RNA of Linum trigynum, 468 nucleotides long. The record is from the annotation of a GenBank genome assembly. Lineage: Eukaryota; Viridiplantae; Streptophyta; Magnoliopsida; Malpighiales; Linaceae.